AUGUCGGCUCAUACGACAAACCCAUCCGCGGCGCAACGGACGAGCAACGACCCGGACGACACGGACCGAAAACACAUGAGCUGUUCCCCGGAGGAUGCACAGCAGUUGCAACAGCUGCGGACACAAUUGCAGAACAAUAUCCAGCAGUCGCGCGCCGCCCAUCACGCCUUUGAGCCCAUAUCGCUACCAGGAUCGCAGCCGGUCGUCUCAGCAUCGAGGAGGCCACCGCUCCCUGGUUCCGGCAAUGCCUCAUCGCAACCCUCGCCGCCCUCGUCGGCCGUCCACUCGCCACCCUUGACACCCGCCGCCAGUCGCUCCAAAGAGGCCGCCAAGCCUGUCCUACCACCAGCGGGGAUUCCGAAAGAUGUCAUGACACCACAGCGGUCGACUUCGCCGCAGAGGACGCAUGGAAGCGAUGCCGUGACCAGCCAGCCUCGGCAGAUAUCGGCCACGCUUUCCGGCUCGGGCCAGGACACACAGCCGCCAUCGAAGGAGACCAGUGCAGCGGUCACCCCCGUCACCACGAAAUCCGGUCCUCCGAGUCACAUCUCACUCCCACAGCAGAAGAUCAGUGCGCCGCCCGAGAACGACGAUGCUCAAUAUCGAUUCGGCAACCGCGAUCCGGCCGCCGGCUAUGCGAACUCCGGGAUCCCGAGUGCGACCCCUCCGGCCAUCUCGAAUUACUCGUCGUCGUCGGGCAUCCCACCGUUGAAGACCCCCAAAGAAGAAGGUCGCAGUAGCAAGCGGACCAGUUUCUUCGGCGCCGUGCGGCUCGGUCACGAUGAUGAUUCCGGCAAAUUGGGAGACAAGGGUCAUCAUUCGAGCUCCAAAUCCAACUUGAAGCGGUUCUUCAAGAUCGGCGACAAGACCCAAAAGGAGAAAGAUGGCGCCAAGCCGGGCGAUGCAUCGCAGAAGGACGGCGUGCGGACGCCCCCCGCACAGGCGAGCAUAACAGCCGCUCCCCCCAGCGUCCCGUUCGCCGAUGAUCACGGUAUCCAAUCGAAAUACGGCAAAUUCGGGAAGAUCCUCGGUUCGGGGGCCGGCGGCUCCGUGCGGUUGAUGAAGCGUUCCGGCGACGGCGUCGUGUUCGCCGUGAAGCAAUUCCGGGAUCGACACACCUACGAGAGCGAGCGGGACUACAACAAGAAGGUCACGGCGGAGUUCUGCAUCGGAUCGACGUUGCAUCACGGCAACGUCAUCGAGACCAUCGACAUCGUGCACGAGCGGGGGAAAUGGUUCGAGGUGAUGGAAUACGCGCCGUACGAUCUGUUCGCCACCGUCAUGACCGGCAAGAUGGGUCGCGAAGAGGUCGCCUGUUCGACGUUGCAGAUUCUGAGCGGGGUGUGCUAUCUCCACAGCAUGGGUCUCGCGCAUCGGGAUCUGAAGCUGGACAACGUGGUGGUCUCGGAGCACGGCAUCAUGAAAUUGAUCGACUUCGGCAGUGCCGUCGUUUUCCGGUAUCCCUUUGAAGAGGACGUCGUGCUUGCAACCGGCGUCGUUGGCUCAGAUCCCUACCUCGCGCCAGAGGUGUACGAUCUCCCUCGCUACGAUCCUCGCGCUGCGGAUAUCUGGUCCAUCGCCAUCAUCUUCUGCUGCAUGUCCUUGCGAAGGUUUCCUUGGAAAGCCCCCCGGAUCACGGACAACUCCUACCGGUUAUUCGUCUCGCCUCCCGACCCCGAUCAGGACAAAUGGCUGAACGGCGGUGUCCGCGUCAAACCCGCCCCUGAGACCUCCACGCCCGCCAGUCGCGCAGGCAGCCGAGAGAAGGAAAACGGCCACGCCCACCACCACCACCACCACCACCCCAACGGCCAUGACUCCUCCAAGACCACCGAGCAACCCAUCGCCAUCUCCAACAGCAGCACCCCGACCCCGACCAUCAAAGGGCCCAUCCGCCUCCUCCGCCUCCUCCCGCGCGAGACCCGCCCCAUCAUCUCCCGCAUGCUCGAACUCGACCCCAAACGCCGCGCCACCAUGGACGAGAUCCUCGCGGACCCCUGGGUCCGCAACGCCCUCGUCUGCUGCCAGCGCGAAGACGGCGUCGUGGUCAAAGCACCCGGCCACACGCACACCCUCCAGCCUAGCAACGCUGGCGGAAACUAG
Dissoconium aciculare CBS 342.82 is the source of this 2103-nucleotide messenger RNA. Its product is annotated as Pkinase-domain-containing protein. Lineage: Eukaryota; Fungi; Ascomycota; Dothideomycetes; Mycosphaerellales; Dissoconiaceae. Gene Ontology annotation, molecular function: ATP binding; protein serine/threonine kinase activity. The transcript has 3 exons. Gene Ontology annotation, biological process: protein phosphorylation; intracellular signal transduction. The record is from RefSeq and is a predicted model, not a curated record. The coding region runs from base 1 to 2103 and encodes 700 amino acids.